Didymodactylos carnosus is the source of this 1089-nucleotide messenger RNA. NCBI's taxonomy places the organism in Eukaryota, Metazoa, Rotifera, Eurotatoria, Philodinida, Philodinidae. The record is from the annotation of a GenBank genome assembly.
AUGGGUAAUCUGUGGGGACAGAAUGGUGUACAGCCACAAAAUCUACAACAACAAAACCUACCAGACCCAUUACCAAAAGGUCUUAUCCUUUAUGUAAUAGUUGUCGCUGUUACUAUUAUAGUUAUUGUAAUAGUUCUUGGGGUAGCACUUAAUGGUAACAGCAGGUCGAGUAUAUCUGUUGUUACGAUCAUUAUUACGCCAUCAAACACAACCACAGUUACCAUAACGACAUCAACAUCUACCACGACGUCGACAACGACAUCAACAUCGACAACGACGUCAACAUCGACUACGACGUCGACUACGACAUCAACAUCGACAACAACGUCAACAUCGACAACGACAUCAACAUCGACAACGACGUCAACAUCGACUACGACGUCGACUACGACAUCAACAUCGACAACAACGUCAACAUCGACUACGACGUCGACUACGACGUCGACAACGACAUCAAAAACAACAACCUCAACAACAACAACAACAACCACAACGACUACCACUACGGCAACAACACAACUACCGUCAAAGGAAGAAAAAUGUUUUACUGGCGAUACAUUUGUUAUACAACAAAAUGGACAAAGAACAUUAAUGCGUAAUCUAAACGUGGGUGACCAUGUUCUCGUUUCCUAUUAUGAUGCUGAUAACAAAUUAAGAUUAACAUGGAGUCCUAUCUUAGCUAUUGAUAUAUAUCAGGAGUAUAAUCCAAAUAAGCCAAUACCGUAUUUAGAUAUUCAUACAGCUGGUAAUCAGGCACCAUUACGUAUUACAUCGACACACUCAUUACUAGUUAAGAAACAAAAUUCUUCGGUGGAAAAUUUUUUCUUUGCUAAAGAUGUUUAUAAUGGCGAUAACAUCUAUACCAUUAGGAAUAAUAUGACAGUUAAACACGUACCUGUAAUAGAAGUCAAACGUACUCUUGCCUAUGAUGCCUAUGCACCGUUGACAAACGAAGGCAAUUUAGUUGUCAACGACGUAAUAGUAUCAUGUUAUGGAACAUAUACACAUCGGGUAGUACAUUUAGUAAAAACACCUAAGCGAUUGUGGUGUCGAUAUAGAUUAUAUGUAGAUGAUAAUUAUAUGUCUUAA